Messenger RNA from Macrosiphum euphorbiae (potato aphid), 1128 nucleotides. NCBI's taxonomy places the organism in Eukaryota, Metazoa, Arthropoda, Insecta, Hemiptera, Aphididae. The record is from the annotation of a GenBank genome assembly.
AUGUGCUUCGGUCUCCGCAACGCAGAACAGACUUUCCAAAGGUUAGUAAACACCAUUCUCGCCGGUCUCGAUUUUGUUUUCGCGUACGUCGACGACGUCCUCGUCGCGUCCGCAAACGCGGAACAACACGUCGCACACGUCCACGCAGUCCUCGGCCGUUUUGAAGAGUUCGGUAUAGCUAUUAACCCAGCGAAGUGCGUUUUCGCCGCGAGCACGCUCACUUUUCUCGGGCACGUAGUCGACGCGCAGGGGUUACGCCCCAACCCAGACAGCGUCGACGUGGUUCGGCGGUGGCCCCAACCGAGCACCAAAAAAGAGUUGCAACGUUUUCUCGGGUCCUUGAAUUUUGAUCACCGAUUCGUCCAGGGCGCAGCCAACUUACAAGCGCCGUUGUAUGACAUUUCCGCGGCGAUUAAAAAAAACGAUGGCCCGCUCGCGUGGACCGAUGCCGCCCGGGAAGCAUUCUCAGCCGGUCGAGAGGCGUUCGUUACCUCCGCGCUUUUGGUACACCCGCAUCACGACGCACCGUUACGCCUUACCACGGACGCAUCGAACAUCGCGAUCGGGGCGGUCCUGGAGCAGUCCGUCAACAACGAGUGGCAACCGCUCGGAUUUUUUUCGCGCAAGCUUUCCGGCGCACAGACACGGUACAGCGCGUACGAUCUUGAGUUGCUCACCGCCUAUCUCGCCGCUCGGCAUUUCGUACACGCGAUCGAAGGCAGACUCGUUACCCUCCGCACCGACCACCAUCCAUUGCUGUUCAUGUUUUCACAGAAGUCCGAAAAGCUGAUCGACCGGCAGGCCCGUCAUGUCGCCUUUUUGUCACAGUAUUUCCACGGUAUCGAGCACGUCAGCGGCGAGCUCAAUGUUAUUCCCUACGUACUGUCGCGACUGGAGUGGGCGACCUUCGACGAUGGACUACCCGACCUCAAACAAUGGGCAACGGAUCAAGCGAGAGACACCGAGCUGCAAGAUAUAAUCACCGGUAAGACAGAGUCGUAUUUAGAGCUGGACGCACGGCAGACGGCGAACGGGCCAGUCUACUUCGACAUAGAAUACAACAGGUCGAGAGUCUUCGUUCCACUUCGUCAUCGACGCACGUCGGCGGCGCGGCCACAGCCGCGGUAA